GAGGACCGGAAGUCGGCCUGGGGAGGGAACGAGAGGCGGCCUCCGUCUGGCAGUGGAGCGCAUGGGGGGACGGCGGCGGCGGGAGCGGCGGGAGGUCGCGCGCCCCCUCCCUCCCCGCCCCUCCCCGCGGGUGAGCGGCACCGGCGACAGCAGCGCCGCCAGCAAGAAGUCCGCCGCCGCCCUGGGCUACACCUCGGACCGCUUCGUGAUGCAGCUGUUGCCCCGGGGAAGCCCGCGCCGCGCCCCCGCCAUCCACCGGGGCUACUACGUCCGGGCACGAGCGGUGGAACGGAGCGUGCGGGCCUUCCUGCUGGGCACUCGGGGCCAGCCGCGCAAGCAGGUGGUGUCGCUGGGCGCCGGCUGGGACUCGCUCUACUUCUGCCUGAAGGAUGCGGGGCUGCUGGCGGGAAGCGGCGAGCCGUUCUUCGAGGUGGACCUCCCGGAGGUGGCCUCCCGCAAAGCGGCCCGGAUCUCCGGCUCGGCGGAGCUGCGCGCCUUGGCUGGGAGAGGCGGCGGCCCCGAGGAUCUCGGAAGCGUCAAGUAUUCCGGGGAUGGUUACCAGCUCCUGGGUGUGGAUCUCUCCGACGUGGCUCUGCUGGAGGGGGCCCUGCGUGGCGCCGGCCUGGACCCCACGACACCCACCCUGAUCCUUGCGGAGGUGGUCCUGCCCUACAUGGAGGUUGAGAGGUCAGAUGCUCUGAUUCAGUGGGCAGCUGGGCACUUUCAGAGGGCCUGCUUCAUUCUGUACGAGCAGAUUCAUCCCAGCGACCCUUUUGGCCGUAUCAUGCAAAGCCAUUUCAGCCGUCUACAGUCUCCACUCCGCUCCCUAAUUUCCUACCCAGACUGCAAGACUCAACAGAUGCGCUUUCUCCAGAGGGGCUGGACGGAAUGCCACAUCGUGGACAUGAACGAGUUCUAUAGGAGCUUUGUGCCUGGAGAAGAACAAAAGAGGAUUCAAGCUCUGGAGCCCUUUGACGAAUUUGAGGAAUGGCACCUGAAGUGCUCCCAUUAUUUCAUCCUGGCUGCAUCUAAGGGAGAGGCCUCCUUUGCACCUCCUGUGUUUUCCAGGAUGGAAGCCUCCCCGGCUCACUGCGCCCCUUGCUUCGCUGGGACUGUGGCUACAUCCUUCUGUGUGGCAGGUGGGGCAGUGGCUGGCCUGAAGCGCUAUGGUCAUUGCUCAGUGCUCCUCACCCCGGACAUAAUUCUAACCACUGGGGGCUUUGGGGACCAUGGUGGACGCCACUGCCGCCUGACUGAGCUGCAUAUUCUGGUCAAGCACCAGGGCGGCUGGAGAAGUGGCAAGGUCAGACUGGCUGAGCUAGGAAUGGCUUGGGACGGGCGGCUUUUCCACACUGUGAACGUCCUGCGCUCAGGCUGGGCUGUUGUGCUUGGUGGCCGCAAGUCCCCAGAGAGCCCUGCUCUGCCACCCCUCUGCUUAAAGGGGCUGGCAGAUGCUGACCCUUUGAGCCCGGGCAACCCCGUCAUUGAGCUCGCUCCGCUGCUGCCAGUCGAGGGCCUCGCGGGCUUCUCCGUGCCCCGCUGGAGACACACCACCACGGUGGUCACGCAGGAAGGGCAGGCUUACCUCUUCGUCUACGGAGGCUGCAGUUCUGGGCAGUCGGUGCUCACCGAUUGGUAUUUUCUGCAUUUGGAGGGGCUCCACUGUCAGCAAGUGCAGAUUCCAGUGGAGGGUCCCGUUCCAGUUGGCCGCCACUCACAUAGUGCCUGCAGCUGGGCAGGUGGGGUGCUCAUCGCCGGUGGCCUGACAGCUUCUGAGGAGCUGCUGGGCAGCCUCCUGUUUCUGAAGCCAGCCGGGAGAGGCUUCCGGUGGCAUUCUCUCGAGACCUGUCCCCCGCUCACGCCCAGGUAUUCACACACGGCUCAUGUGCACCGUGGGAAACUGUUGCUCGUGGGUGGGGUCUGGCUCAGCCCUCCUUUGGUGCCGGGCGUUGCUGUGAUAGACCUGGAGACAAGGGCUCUGGCCGAGUAUCGUAUCGACACAACACUUCUGGAGUGGCCCCUAAUGUUACACAACCAUAGCAGUGUCCUUGUGCCCGACACGGAGGAGAUGAUUCUUACUGGGGGAGGCGGAAACUGCUUUUCCUUUGGGACUCAUCUGAAUUGGUCACCUGUCUGCCUGGAUCUGAGCAGCAUCUGGAGGGCUGGGCUUUGACAUCUUGGGGGUCAAGAGGAUAGGAGAAGGGCCGAAGCAGCACUGGGUGACUCAGGGGACUGGACCCCUUGAAUUUGAGAACAUCACCCCUCCCUCCUCCAGCCAUUCUACACAGUGGCAGCCUCUCCUAAGAGAGUUACGCUCUUGCUCCAAGGAGAAGAUACUUCGUCAGUGGCCCCUGGGGCAAGGAGUCCACCCGCCCUAAAACUCUCAGCCCCAUCUCCUUUGCUGCCUCCCGGACAGUGGCCACGGUCAGCAUGAGGAUCCAGUAGGUUUCUGGGGGAUUUUUAUAGUUUCCUUCGUAUACCCUCUCACCUGCUUCAGCUGUGACAGCCGCCUUCUGCAGCAGUUUCUAGUGAUUUCAACUGCUUGGAGAGA
Molecule: messenger RNA, 2551 nt
Organism: Pseudonaja textilis
Lineage: Eukaryota; Metazoa; Chordata; Lepidosauria; Squamata; Elapidae
Gene: LCMT2
Product: leucine carboxyl methyltransferase 2
Biological process (GO): tRNA methylation; wybutosine biosynthetic process
Molecular function (GO): tRNA methyltransferase activity; protein binding
Source: RefSeq, a predicted model, not a curated record